AAACAAGUUAUUAUAAGGUGUACAGAGGACUAAUUCAUGUAUAUAAUUUAAUAUAUAAUUCAUUGUUGCACACAUUUUUGAUUUGACUCCUCUGUCUUUAAUACAAACACAUGACUUUCACCUUUUAGGGUCCUGAACAUUGUGUCAACAUCAAUGCGAGCCAAAAUAGCAGCGUACUCUCUGGCCCUGCUGCUGCACAUGGGUCGCAUGACAGCUGACCUCACAUUACUGCACCGCGACCUAGGAAUCACUGAGGCCAGGAUGAUUGAAGUUGCGAAGUCAAUGGGACUGACCCUAGUUAGACCGGCCUGGGGGAAGACUGACAAGGCUGGACUGCAAGGCGAACACAAGCAGGCGACCCUUCUUCUACCUCUGAUCAAAUAUGAACAGUUCAUGGAGAGACGGAAACGCAAGAAAAUGCACUGAAGACAGUAACAAGAGAGGACAAAGAACUGGAUCAAGAGAGAACUGUUUUAUUGAUGCAUUUUGUAGACAAAUAAAAUGCUGAACUUUUGAGUUAUA
This is a messenger RNA of Hippoglossus stenolepis (Pacific halibut), 522 nucleotides long. Its product is annotated as DNA-directed RNA polymerase I subunit RPA49-like. The coding region runs from base 154 to 426 and encodes 90 amino acids. NCBI's taxonomy places the organism in Eukaryota, Metazoa, Chordata, Actinopteri, Pleuronectiformes, Pleuronectidae. Gene Ontology annotation, biological process: transcription elongation by RNA polymerase I; RNA polymerase I preinitiation complex assembly; nucleolar large rRNA transcription by RNA polymerase I. Gene Ontology annotation, molecular function: DNA binding. The record is from RefSeq and is a predicted model, not a curated record. Gene Ontology annotation, cellular component: RNA polymerase I complex. The transcript has 2 exons.